Molecule: messenger RNA, 357 nt
Organism: Lactuca saligna
Lineage: Eukaryota; Viridiplantae; Streptophyta; Magnoliopsida; Asterales; Asteraceae
Source: the annotation of a GenBank genome assembly
AUGGAAGAAACUAAGAGUGGUUAUAUAGUGAAAGUAGAAAAAGACAAAUUCUUCCCUGCAGAUCUUCUAUUGCUUUCAUCCAGCUACGAUGACACAAUCUGUUAUGUUGAAACAAUAAAUCUUGAUGGCGAAACACAGAUUCCAAGCUUCGAAACAAAGAUUACAUCUAUGGCUUCCCUACAACUCCAUCGGCCGCCACCCACAAACAAGCCAUCGAUUGCAUCUUUUCUGCUUUCGUUUCGUUCUUCACCUUCGUCGAGCCAACCAAGCGCCGAAGUGCUUCCCGCUUUUCUGAUUUUAGUUGCGUUCCUCUUCAUUCUCAAUCAACUGCCUUUGUUACAAACUCUUCGAUUUUAA